AUGUACGAUGCAUUCGAGAGACAUAGUAACUCGCUGUUCGCCGAAGACACCAAGACUGUAGACAGCGCUAGAAAGAUGAUCAUUAAAAUCGUGAACUCAUUGGGUGCGAAAACAGAGAUAGGCGCACCUAUGGCAGCGUUGUACUUGUUGGGCAACCCUGACAAGUAUAGCAGCCACGAGUUUGUCAAUUUCUACUGGAAGAACUAUGUCAAUUACGUGCGCCGGGAAUGGGACAAGCUGCUCGAUAGAAUGGAGAUGGACGAGGAAGAUGAUGGUGCUCGCGAGGAGACGGAGAAUGUGUGCAUGUACGACGAGAGGGAAAGAGAAGCGGAAGGCAACACCUUCUCCAUUGAAGAUAACGAGCCAGUUAUGGCAGCUGGAGGACGUAUCGGUGUACGAAUGGGUGCAAUGCUCGGUUAG
Molecule: messenger RNA, 420 nt
Organism: Coprinopsis cinerea okayama7#130
Lineage: Eukaryota; Fungi; Basidiomycota; Agaricomycetes; Agaricales; Psathyrellaceae
Exons: 2
Coding region: 1-420 (139 amino acids)
Source: RefSeq, a predicted model, not a curated record